AUGAAUAGCUUAGAAAAUGAAUUUAGAAAACUUGACGUGUGUCAGUCGAGCCGACAGGAGGAUAUAUCAAACAGACAAGAAGCUUUUGCUAAAAGCACUGUUGGCGUCUCUCUGUCGCCUUUAGAUCUUUUCAUACGAGACCUGGACGAGCGAAAAGGCAAGCUACCUUGUUGUCAAGAAGUUAUUGACAUUCAAAUCAGCUUAGAAAGGUUUCUUAAAACUCUUCUUUUGGAAGUAGAAAAAGAGCUCCCUUUUUACAAAACAACCCUUGUUAAAAGCGGAAGCUUCUACGAAGCAACGAAAGUCGGUCAACCUGACGAAUUCGACUAUUUUGUGCAGCUGGAUAAUUUCUCUCGUCCUGAGGACAUUUGCUUUGAGGAACUACCACAUUGCAUGGUGGCAGUGAUUCCAAGCGAUUCCGCUUUUGAGAAAUUUAUAAAAACGAAGGGGAAAUUUAGUCCUUAUUCUCCUUUCGUCAGGUAUUUUCAAUGGAAGAGAGAUGUGAAGACACCGUUUAUCGACUCAUUGAGCAGCAAAUUAGCCCACGGGGUUGUAGUGUUCGGUUUAAAAGUUCUAACUCCCUACUUAGACAUAUAUCAGAGAAAUGGCCCUGCUUAUACUUUAGAACUCGAAUGGCAAGGAGGGCAGCUUUAUAAAGGAUUAAAAAUCCAAAUCGAUUUGUCUUUAGCAGUUAAGAUUAAUUCUCAUUCUUCAACAAUGGCCGUCGAUUUUGAAUCUGGAGCUGGUAAGGUCGUGAAAUCAUUAUUAGAUACUUCACCAGCAUACUUCUUAGCAGUAAGUGGAUACACGGAAUCAGAAUAUGAUGUUCCAACAUCAAACUUGUUCAAACAACUUGAAGAAACAAAGAAACUAAGAAAGAAGGACUCUGACUCGUCAGUGUCAUUAGACAGUCAAUCUGAUUGCCUUUUACAUAUUUCUCAGUCAUGCCUUGAACAGUCACUGUUCCGAACCAUUUUGGUCCUUAUGGUAGACCAAGUGUUUGUCUGA
This is a messenger RNA of Porites evermanni, 1008 nucleotides long. The record is from the annotation of a GenBank genome assembly. NCBI's taxonomy places the organism in Eukaryota, Metazoa, Cnidaria, Anthozoa, Scleractinia, Poritidae.